ACCCUCUUCACCACUUUCCGCUCAUCUUGGCAUCUCUUUUGAAAAUGGGCUUGAAAUAUGGGUCUGGUUUUCCACUACUGUUCCAUGUCCUAGUGCUUACCUCCAUGCCUGCGGCCAGCUGGGCUGCAACAAAAAUUGUUGGAGGGUCCGACCACUGGCGAUACGGGUUCAAUUACACCGAUUGGGCUCUUAAAAACGCGCCGUUUUAUCAGAAUGAUACAUUGGUUUUCAUGUACGAUCCACCCACCAAUAUCACCUUCCCUCAUAGCGUCUCCUUAUUAAAGGAUAGUAAAAGCCUGUCAGCGUGUGACUUCACGACGGCCAAGUUAGUGGCCAGUGUGGUGCAAGGAAUUGGGAAGGGCUUCGAGUUUGUUUUGAAGAAGAGAAAGCCAUACUAUUUUGCAUGUGGAGAGCACGAGCGCCUUCAUUGUACUGCUGGGCAAAUGAAAUUCUCUGUAACGCCUCUCAAACGUCGAUGUCGUGGUUGAUCAGCCAGGGAAGAUGCAGUGCUGCUUCUAGGUAGUCUUUGGUGUUAUUUAGAUAGAGAGAAUAAAAAUGUGGACAUUGAAAACCCUUAUCUUCAUUUGGUUUAAAGUGUAGUUUUAUAUGGAAAUGUUAAAAGACUAAUAGUUAGAUAAUGAAAGUAUUUCUCAUAUAGUUGGGCUCUA
Molecule: messenger RNA, 668 nt
Organism: Magnolia sinica
Lineage: Eukaryota; Viridiplantae; Streptophyta; Magnoliopsida; Magnoliales; Magnoliaceae
Exons: 2
Coding region: 45-488 (147 amino acids)
Molecular function (GO): electron transfer activity
Source: RefSeq, a predicted model, not a curated record